UUAUCAUCUAUCCUUUGCUGUUGGUACUACGACUAAGGGUGCCUUUACAAUCAGUGCCGUUAUAAUAAAUGACUCAUGAUUUCAAAUACAACUCUAGAUGGCUUUUGCGGCUCACGUUUUUGGGACAAAGAACUCUCAUGGGAGACGGAGAACCCAAGGCUCCCCUUGUGUUUUGAGAAGACAGCUCUGGUGUGGGGUCCAUGUCUGCUGCUCUGGCUGCUCACACCUCUCGAACUGUUUGUUAUAUUCAGCAGCAAGUGUAGAAAUGUGCCUUGGGGAUUUACAAACAUAACAAAAGCAUUGGUGAACAUGUUUUUGAUUGUGUUGAGUGCCACGAGCUUGCUCUGGUCUGUUCUCUUACAUCUGACUGGAGAGAAGAUUUAUCCAGUGGACCUCUGGACACCAAUAAUAUGUACUGCCACUUUUAUAUUGGCGUUGGUGCUGUUGGCAUGGGAUAGGGUGAGAGGACUUCAAACUUCAGGAGUGCUGUUUGUGUUCUGGCUAACUUUGGGUUUGGCUGGUGUGGCGCAGUUUCUCACCGAAAUUGAACAACUCAACUUAGUGGUGGACAAUAUGUAUUCUGCAGAAUUGAAGCACAAGAUAGUCAUGUACAUCGCCUACUAUCCUUCUGUAGUGUUAAUGCUAGUUCUAAAUAUGUUUGCUGAUCCACCACCGAGAAUAACAGACUAUCCUAAGCACCAGAAAAUAUGUCCUGAAGUCCAGGCUUCAUUCGCUUCACGAGUAAUUUUUGGAUGGUAUGACCGAAUGAUCUGGCAGGGCUUUCGAAAGACUUUAACCUUUGCAGAUCUCUGGGACUUGCGGUACCAAGACUCCACCGUCCAGGUAGAGAAGAGAUUUGAGGAAAACUGGAGAAAGUAUAAUGAAAAACCAGAAUACGUAGAAAGAGAUAAAAAGACUGUUAUAGAUGGAAAUCUUCCGAAAAAAGAAAAGGUGCAAAAGAAACGAAUUUCUAUAUUUGGCAUCAUGUGUCGAACAUGUUGGAUUUCUAUAUUAGCUUCAGCGAUUACCAAAUUAAUAGGAGAUGCAGUUUCUUUUGUAAACCCACAGAUUUUGCUCCUGAUGAUCCGAUUCGUCGACAGCAAGGAGUUCAUGUGGAGAGGGUUCGUCUACUCUGUCGCCCUGUUUGUUAUGGCAGAACUUCAGACGCUCUUCAGCCACCACCACAUGAUGAGCAUGUUUAUUGUGGGGCUCAACUGCAGAACUUCAAUCAUGUCGGCUAUUUACAAAAAGGCAAUGCGCAUCUCCAACUCUGCACGCAAAACAUAUACAAUGGGAGAGAUCGUAAACCUGAUGGCAGUGGAUGCUCAACGAAUAGCAGACUUCGCACUCACCGCACAUAUGCUCUGGACAAGUCCACUCAUUAUUCUCUGUACUCUGUAUUUUCUCUGGAACAUUCUCGGUCCAGCUACUCUAGCAGGUCUGGCUGUCAUGUUUAUUGUUUUGCCUCUCAAUACAUUUAUCGCAAAGAAAGUGAAAAUUCUACAGAUGAUACAAAUGACAUAUAAAGAUGACAGGGUGAAGCAGAUGAAUGAAAUACUGUCAGGAAUUAAGGUUUUGAAGUUAUAUGCUUGGGAACCAAGUUUCAAGCAGCAAAUCCUUAAGAUCAGAGAAAAGGAAAUCUCAGUGUUAAGGAAAGCUGCUCUUUGGAAUGCUUCGACUUCUUUCGUCUGGCUUUGCUCCUCUUUCCUGGUAUCAUUUUCGACAUUCAGUGUAUUUGUGUUCCUGGAUGAGCGCAACGUCCUCACCCCAGAAAUUGCUUUCGUGUCAGCUGCUCUCUUCAAUGUCAUGCGAAAUUCCAUCUCCUAUUACUCAAAAAGGAUUCAGUUGUUGGUACAGUUUCUGGUGGCUUUGAGAAGAAUCGAUAAUUUCAUGAAUGCUGACGAACUGGAUUUUGAUUCAGUUUCCCAUGACAAGAGCAAAAGAGAACCUCUUAUCAUAGAGAGUGGAACAUUCUCCUGGGGGACAGCAGAUACAUUGCCCAUUCUACGCAACAUCACGCUCAAGAUACAGCCAGGACAGUUGGUAGCAGUGGUGGGAGCUGUUGGAUCUGGCAAGAGUUCUCUCAUCUCUGCCUUCCUGGGGGAGAUGCACAAGAUCUCUGGCUAUGUCAACACUAAGGGCAGAAUAGCAUAUGUGCCUCAACAGGCUUGGAUUCAGAAUGCUACAGCUAAAGAAAAUAUUUUAUUUGGAAGCAAGGUUGACAAUAAUAAAUACUUAAAUACGGUAAAAUCGUGUGCCCUCACUGAAGAUUUUGAUAUGCUACCCUGUGGAGAUUCCACCGAGAUUGGAGAAAAGGGUAUCAAUCUGAGUGGGGGCCAGAAGCAGAGAGUAAGCCUGGCUCGAGCUGUAUACAAUGAUGCAGAUAUUUACCUGCUGGAUGAUCCUCUCAGUGCUGUGGACUCUCAUGUCGGCAAACACAUAUUUGAAAAUGUCAUUGGACCUACAGGAGUGCUGAAACAUAAGACCAGGAUACUGGUGACUCACUCUGUUAAUUUCCUAAAUAAAGUGGAUAACAUUGUGGUGCUGAAAGCAGGGGAGAUUACAGAAAUUGGAACAUUCAAAGAGUUGUUGGCCAAAAAAGGAGAAUUCUCUAACUUUCUAGAGCAGCACAUCAUGGCUACUAAUGAUCCUGAGCUUGAAUCAGAGAUUGAAGAAAUGAUUGAUGAUGACAUUGACAAAGCCGUUUUAAAAACUAAGUUACAACUGAGCAGAUCUGGGUCUGAAGUGUCAGCUGCAUUGAGUAGAUCUGCAUCUACAAAAUCUACUUUACUGAGUAGAUGUGGGUCUUCAGAGUCAGCAUUACUGAGAAGAUCUGGAUCUUUAAGAGCUGCAGUCAUUACUGAUAGUUCAAUACCUGAAGACACAGGCUGUGACCAGAGUCGCUUUAACUUAGACAAGCUGAUCCAGACUGAGAAAACAGAGACAGGCAGUGUCAAGUGGAGUGUGUAUGGUCACUACGUUAAGUCUGCUGGCAUAAUUAUUUCUCUCUUGACAUUGGGCUUUCAAAUGUUGUCACAAGCCCUGGCAGUUUUAGCUAACAUCUGGUUGUCAGCUUGGACUAAGGACUCAACAGCUGUUGUGGACGGAGUUCAGGACUUAAAUAAGCGCAACUUUUACCUGGAGAUCUACACUGUGCUCGGUUUUGGCCAGAUGGUUUCGGCAGUGGCAAGUGCAGUCACUUUGGCAUUUGGAACAAUCUUGGCAUCUAAGCACCUUCAUGAUUCAAUGCUAUCCAAUAUUCUGCAGUGUCCUAUGAGCUUCUUUGACACAACUCCAACUGGAAGAAUUGUGAAUCGUUUUGGAAAAGAUAUUGAUGCCAUUGACAAUACGCUUCCAUUCUCAAUCGACAGCGCUUUGUCAAUGACUUCAAUCGUGUUGGGGGUUCUUGUAGUCAUCACAUGGUCCACCCCUAUAUUUGUUGUGGUCAUUUUUCCUGUCGGAUUGAUCUACUAUUUUUUACAGAAAGUAUAUGUUGCAACCUCUCGGCAACUGAAGAGAAUUGAAUCAGUUACACGCUCUCCUAUAUUCUCCCACUUCAGUGAUAGUAUCUCAGGUGCCUCAUCGAUUAGAGCUUACGGUGUCGAGAAACGUUUUAGCAAAACUUUAGAGGAUAGAAUAGAUGCUAAUCAAGUGUGCCUUUAUCCAAGCAUGGUGUCUAAUAGGUGGCUCAGUAUUCGUUUGGAGACAGUAGGCAACAUUUUUAUUUUCUUUGCAGCGUUAUUUGCUGUGUUGGGAAGAGAUGAGUUGGACUCUGGAAUUGUUGGUCUUUCCAUUAGUUAUGCUCUUCAGAUCACUUCAAUACUCAACUUUGCUGUGCGUAUGGCUUCAGAGGUGGAGACAAACAUUGUCUCAGUCGAGAGGAUUAAAGAGUAUGCUGAAGUUCCUCAGGAAGCAGCUUGGGAGACCCAGGUGAAACCUAAUCCUGAGUGGCCAAGCAAAGGCACUGUUUCAUUCAAAAACUAUCAAGUAAGAUAUCGGGAAGGACUGGAAUUGGUGCUUAAAGGUGUGACCUUCACUGUUCAUGGUGGAGAAAAGAUUGGUAUAGUUGGUCGCACUGGAGCUGGCAAGUCUUCUCUCACCCUCUGCCUGUUCCGUAUACUGGAAGCUGCUGGGGGACAUAUUUACAUUGAUGGUCAGGACAUCUCCGAGAUUGGACUAGGAGAUCUUAGGUCUAGGCUUACCAUCAUUCCUCAGGACCCGGUUUUAUUUUCUGGAACUCUUCGCCAAAAUCUAGAUCCAUUUGAGAUGUACAGUGAUUCUGAUCUGUGGCAAGCCCUAAAGCUCGCUCAUAUUGGAGAGUUCACAGAAACCCUACAUGACGGCCUCUUCCACCUUAUUGCUGAAGGUGGGGAUAACUUAAGUGUUGGUCAGAGACAGCUGAUAUGUCUGGCUCGAGCACUGCUGAGGAAGACUCAGGUGUUGAUCUUGGAUGAGGCAACAGCCGCCAUUGACUUGGAGACUGAUGACUUGAUACAGCAGACAAUACGCAGAGAGUUUAGAAAUUGUACAGUUCUCACAAUAGCGCACAGGCUCAACACCAUCAUGGACUCUGACAGAGUUGUUGUUCUUGAUAAGGGAAUCAUCAAAGAAUUUGAUUCGCCAGCAAAACUUCUGAAGAGUGACAGUUCAACCUUCUAUAGCAUGGCAAAGGAUGCUGGGCUUGUAUAACAAGCAGAUUUAGUAAUAUUCACAUGUUAUGUGAUGGUUUUAGCCAUUUUGUUCCUUACACCUGUACCAAUAUUUUUGUAGAUUUUGGAUGAAACUCUUUAAAGUCAUUGUCUUGUCUUAGGUCUUAGGUACAAAAUAGAUAUAGUUAAAUUAUUUUGCAUUUUAUUAUUGUAUUUAAGAUAAGAAAGAAUGAACAGCAAUAGAACUUCACAAUUAAUUGAUCUGAAAGUUUUGAACUUUGUGCCUUAUUUGAUGUGAUAUUUACAUUUCUUUAAAAGUCUGUUUAUAUCUUGUUAUUCAUUUGUGUGUACUUACAUUUUUAUGUGUGCAUAUAAUUUUGUUAUUAAACAAUACCAUUUUA
Homalodisca vitripennis (glassy-winged sharpshooter) is the source of this 5050-nucleotide messenger RNA. RefSeq names its product ATP-binding cassette sub-family C member 3-like. The transcript is spliced from 31 exons. The coding region runs from base 76 to 4689 and encodes 1537 amino acids. The record is from RefSeq and is a predicted model, not a curated record. Gene Ontology annotation, molecular function: ATP hydrolysis activity; ABC-type transporter activity; ATP binding. Gene Ontology annotation, biological process: transmembrane transport. Gene Ontology annotation, cellular component: membrane. Lineage: Eukaryota; Metazoa; Arthropoda; Insecta; Hemiptera; Cicadellidae.